AUGGUUUCAAUCACAGAGACACAGAAGAUUGGUGUUGGUCUCACUGGCUUCGGCCUCUUCUUUCUGCUCUUUGGCGUGCUGCUGUACUUUGACUCUGUCUUACUGGCAUUUGGGAAUGUUCUGUUUCUGGCUGGCCUGGCGUUCAUCAUCGGCCUGAGAAGGACGGCAGGGUUCUUCUUACAGAGACAGAAGCUCAGAGGCUCCACCUUAUUCCUGGGGGGCGUGGCCUUGGUGCUGUUCCGCUGGCCAAUCAUCGGCAUGGCUGUGGAGAGCUACGGCUUCGUGCUCCUGUUCAGGUCAUUCUUCCCUGUGGCGUUUGGAUUCAUUUUAUCGUUGGUUAAUAUCCCCUAUCUCAAUGUGUUAUACAACAACUUCCUAGGAAGUAGCCCUUCCAUGGUCUGAGGAAAAAGAAAGAGAGUGGAAGAGUUGAAUAGAGGCUACAAAGAAGAGAGGGAUGAAAGUGAUGGAUUAAAAAAGGAAAAGCUUAUGGGCUCAG
Salvelinus namaycush (lake trout) is the source of this 496-nucleotide messenger RNA. Its product is annotated as vesicle transport protein GOT1A-like. Gene Ontology annotation, biological process: endoplasmic reticulum to Golgi vesicle-mediated transport; retrograde transport, endosome to Golgi. The transcript has 5 exons. The record is from RefSeq and is a predicted model, not a curated record. NCBI's taxonomy places the organism in Eukaryota, Metazoa, Chordata, Actinopteri, Salmoniformes, Salmonidae. The coding region runs from base 1 to 402 and encodes 133 amino acids. Gene Ontology annotation, cellular component: endoplasmic reticulum; membrane.